AUGGGUUUUGUUUCUUCUUCAUCAUCACUAGACGAAUCUCAUACCCACACCCACAAGAUCUUCCUCUUCUCCAACUACAUCCUUCUCGGUGCCGCUACGAGCUGCAUCUUCCUCACACUCUCUCUCCGUCUAAUCCCAUCGAUCUGCGGAUUCCUCCUCAUCCUCCUCCACGCCACCACAAUCGCCGCCGCUGUCUCAGGCUGCGCCGCCGCUUCCUGCGGGAGAAACCGGUGGUACGCUGCUCACAUGAUCACCACCGUGCUCACAGCGAUUUUCCAAGGAUCCGUCUCUGUUCUCAUCUUCACCAACACAUCGAAGUUCCUGGGGAGUCUCAAAUCGUAUGUGCGUGAGGAAGAUGCUGCUGUGAUUUUGAAACUCGGUGGUGGGCUCUGCAUUGUGAUAUUCUGUUUUGAUUGGGUGGUUCUUGUGUUGGCUUUCUUCAUGAAGUACUAUGCUUAUGUCGAUGGUGGUGAUAGCCGUGGAGGAGUUGCGAUGAAGAGAACCGGUAAAGUUCAGAGUGAGGACAAUCCUAAGGAUUGGCCAUGGCCGUUCCAAGUUUGA
Molecule: messenger RNA, 561 nt
Organism: Microthlaspi erraticum
Lineage: Eukaryota; Viridiplantae; Streptophyta; Magnoliopsida; Brassicales; Brassicaceae
Source: the annotation of a GenBank genome assembly